This is a messenger RNA of Exophiala xenobiotica, 1679 nucleotides long. RefSeq lists its product as uncharacterized. The record is from RefSeq and is a predicted model, not a curated record. The transcript has 2 exons. Bases 158 to 1456 code for a protein of 432 amino acids. Gene Ontology annotation, cellular component: cytoplasm; nucleus; GID complex. Gene Ontology annotation, molecular function: ubiquitin protein ligase activity; protein binding. Gene Ontology annotation, biological process: proteasome-mediated ubiquitin-dependent protein catabolic process. Lineage: Eukaryota; Fungi; Ascomycota; Eurotiomycetes; Chaetothyriales; Herpotrichiellaceae.
AUGGUCGGUCUAUGACUACCACUCAACCUCUUCAACCACGUGAACAACCUGCUAGGAGCCUGCGAAGACUUCACUCACUUCACAUACUGCAGCUCGAAAAGACGACCAGUCGGCCACUGUCUUCGUUAAAGUCUUCUCUGUUCACCUCGUCGUUCACAUGGCUGCUGAACUCUCCACCACCAAACUGAACCCAGACAGCCAUGUCCUACUGGACCAACCUCUCCUGCGGCUACCUCACGAACUCGUCAAACGCAAUUUCAGAAACACUCAGCGCUAUGUAGAACGUGAACGAGACCACAUCUUACCCACCCUCAAGGACACCGCCAAUGCAGCGCUCAGUUCCUCCCAAACCCCGGAUCAAACCCUCGCCUCCCUAGACGCCAUGAUUCAACGGAUGCAAAAUUUCAAGCGGAAAUUGGAAAAGCUACAUACGGAGGAGGAAGCCCUUCAUGAGCACACAGCCAAACGCAUCAAACAUCUACAAGACCUAUACCAGGUUCCAUCCCUGGCCGAUGUACAGUAUGACCAAUGGUCAAGGAAAAGACUCGAUCGGCUGAUAGUGGACUACCUCCUUCGAUCGGGUUAUUCUGGGACGGCGUCAACACUGGCCGAAUCGAAACAAAUCACGCAUCUAAUAGACCUCGACACCUUCAUAUCAUGUCACAAAAUUGCUUCGUCCCUGACUAGAGGCGAGACCAAAGAAGCGUUAGUAUGGAUCAACGAGAACAAGAACUCUCUGAAGAAACUCAUAACUGCUCCAUACAAGUCGACCAAUCUCGAAUUCGAACUACGCCUCCAACAAUUCAUCGAGCUGCUUCGGGCCGGGACUCCAGCAAAACGACUCGAGGCGACUAUACAUGCGCAACAGCACCUCGCCCCGCACGCUUCUUCACGAUCAGAAGCAAUUAUGCAGGCAGCAGGACUGUUGGCCCAGACAACAAACACCGAGGCCGAACCAUAUCGCAGCUUGUUCGCCCCUUCACGAUGGCACCAUAUAGCGAACUUGUUCAUCGAAACCCACCACACAUUACUGUCCCUUCCAGUCCAGCCCCUCAUGCACGUCGCUCUAUCCGCAGGACUUUCCGCUCUGAAGACUCCCGCUUGUCACAGUGCUUACAAUCCAGCCAGCUCUUCAACACCUGGCCAUGCUCGCAUUGCGACGAAUACCUCCUUGUGCCCGAUUUGCAGCAUGGAGCUGAAUGACCUUGCUCGCAACGUGCCAUAUGCUCAUCACACAACGAGCUCUGUGGAAUCGGACCCUGUAGUCUUGCCAAAUGGACGAAUAUAUGGCCGUGAGCGGUUGGAAGAGCUACAACGCAAACUCGCCAUGGCUGGACUAGGCGGCGGAGAAGGAGGGGUUCAAGAGCUGCAGAUUGGUAAGGAAGGUGAAGUCAGAGACCCUACCACUGGUGAGAGUUUCAAAUGGGAUCAAGUGAGGAAGGUGUAUAUUAUGUGAGCCAUCCGAGACACCGGGAAGGCGAACGGCACAAUGCUUUGGACAUCAAGCCAGCCACAGCCAAAUGAAUGACGAUUAAUGAAGGACCAAGACAUGAAAUGGAGAAGUAGCAAUACUCGCCUCAGCUUUGAUCUUCCUGCACCUGAACCAUUACCGCCUCAAUGAAAACAGAAUGCACUACCUCAAAAUAUGCUAAUGCCCCGGUCCCACACCCACAUAUGGG